GCUGGUUGCCAUGAGAACCCCGCGGCUCUCCGUGCGGCGGCACUUGACUAUGGCAGCGGUAGAAGCGGAGGAUCGCAGCGCUCGCAGGCGGGCCGCCAGGUUGCGGGCCACGCUGGAGGACGAGCGGCGGCUGGAGGAGGCUGUGCUGCGGGCAGAAGAAAACAAAAAGCGACGGCAGCUGGAGCUGGAGCAAGAGAAGAGGCUGGCGGACGAGUUGGCGAGGCUGAACCACGAAAAGCUUAAAGAUGAGAAGAUAAGGCAACAAAUAAGAGAGAACAGUCCUGAACUUCAAGAGUUAGAAAGAAAGCUAAAAGCUGCUUACUUGAACAAGGAGCGAGCCGCACAGAUCGCUGAAAAGGAAGCAAUACAGGAUGAGAUCAUGAAACGUGAGGGCGAAAUAGCCCAGAAGAUGAAGGAAGAGUAUGAAAGAAUAAUGGAAGAACAAAGUUCUGAAGAACAGAGGCGAAAUAAGGAGAAAAUAAUCUAUCACCAAGAACUGGAGAAACAGCUUGAGGAGCAAGAGAGGAAGAAACAGGAUUCAUACAAAGAAUUUCUAAGAGAGAAACUGAUGAUUGAUGAAAUUGUACGAAAAAUCUAUGAGGAAGACCAAAUGGAAAAGCAACUGAAGUUAGAUAAAAUGAGAACAACUCAAACGUAUAUUGAAGAAUUUAAAAAAGAACAAGCUCUCUGGAGAAGAAGGAAACAGGAGGAGAUGGAGGAAGAAAAUAGAAAAAUUAUGGAGUUUGCCAACCUUCAGCAACAAAGAGAAGAGGAUCGCAUGGCUAAAGUUCGAGACGCUGAGGAGAAAAAACAAAGACUUCAGAGCAUGAUGGCCCAGAAUCUGGAAAGAGAACGCCAGAAGUGUGAAGAACUGGAACAAAUCCGCCAAGAGCUGUAUCUGGAAGAGCAAGCAGAGACAGAAAGGAAGAAGGAGAUGGCAGAAAUUGAAAAGAGAAUAAGGCAACGCCUAGACUUAAGGCAAAUAUAUGAAGAACAAUUUGCUUUAAAGAGGGUAAUGCAACAAGUUAUGCAAGAAGAGGAAAAAGCUUUCAGACAACAGAUGUUGGCCAAGCUUGCAGAGGAUGAUCGCAUUGAACAGAUGAAUGCUCAGAAAAGAAGAGUGAAACAGCUUGAACACAGAAGGGCUGUGGAAAAACUUAUUGCAGACCGUCACAAGCAGUUUAUUGCACAGAAAGAGCGUGAACUUGAAGAAAGACAGUUAGAGGAAAGAAGACAGGAAGAGAUGCGUGCUAUUGUUGAAGAAGAGAGACAGAAACUCUUGAAAGAGCAUGCCUCUAAGUUGCUGGGUUAUCUUCCUCGAGGAAUACUCAAAAACGAAGAUGAUGUUAACAUGCUUGGAGAGGAAUUUAGAGUGGCUUAUCGGAAGAGUGGAGUAUUUCCUAGUGCUGAAAGUGAGGAAAUGAGAAAAGGAGACCAAGCUCAGGAAUGGAAUAAAGUCCAUGAAGAUCAAUGACUAGAUAGAGAGGAAGAAAUAAGCAGUUCUGGCACAGAGAACACAUCUUCUCAUUUGUAACAAAUAAAUAACUUUUUCUUCCUUUUUUUUUUUAAAGUGCUGUCAAAUCUUUACUAAUGGACACUGAAAGAUUUUUUUAACCAAAUCAGGACAGACUGUGAGUUUGUUUUUUACCCUUAGACUGCUGUACUUUUGAGUAAUUGUUCUAUUUUCUUAAUUCCACACCACCUCUUGUGGUGGUAACUUAUGAUUUCUGCAUCACUUAUCCAAGAAGUACAUGCUAACUGACAGGUGUACGCAGCAAAGUCAUUAUGGUAAAGUUAUGACAGGGACAGGUAGUUCUGAGAAGUUUUGCAUCUUCUCCAAAAUGGAUUAAGAAAACAGGAGAAGAAGAUGUAUCUGACUAAUCCUCAAAAAUUCUGCUGGUGAAUAUGCCUCCUCCAAGAGUUUAUAAAAACAUGUUGCUCCAACAUCUGCAUUUUGUUGCUGACCUGUCCAUCCUAUUGAACACAAAAAGAUGAAUAAAAGCCUGGGCAGUAGGCAGCAGAGCCCUCUCUGGAUCACCUGCACAUGCAACAUCAGGGAACGCAAACUGAUUUGCUGGAAACUGCCUCCACGUUUCCAAAUACAACAAGCUGCACAGCAUGCAAACCUUUUUGUCUUGUAUCAAGAUGAUAGAGUUGUAAAUAGAGUCAAGUAAAUCUUUUGUAUUAUGCAUUUUAUUCUGCAUCAAUAUAAAAAGCUUUGGGAUACAGCCUUUCAAGCAUUUAAAGACCAAACAAAAUCAUCUGCAUGCAAUGCAAAGGAUGUAUCAGCUAAUCAGAUGAUUUACUGAAAGAAUUCUAAUAGGUCUUUUAGGGAUUUUUGACACUGACUGUCACAGAUAAUACCUUUAGCACAGAUUUUUUUUGCAAGUCAUUCAGUGAGAGUAUAUUGUUAAAUAUAUUCAACUCCAAGUUUUUAAUCUUAAAAAUGCCUGGAAAAGGUACUUUAAUUUGUAAGCAGACAAAGUUUCUGCCAAUUCUUCAACACUUCAGGUAAAAGCUGUAUUCAUUUUCUCCUAUAAUGCCAUUCUUGGCGUGGGGGAGUGGUGGUGUUUGAAACUGCUGUGUUCUGAAAUUGCAUCCUAUAUCAAUUUCUGGAUUUUCUCCACUGUUCUGGCAUGGCUGAGGCCCUUGAAUAUCAGUAGGGGGGUGUAACCCUCCCUACAGGCUUUCUUCUCUCUCAGUAGCAAGCAUACACAGCACUUCUAUCUUUAGAAAGCUCAGCAACACCUGUCCACCCCAAAAAACACUUGAGAGAUAAUGUUUGCUUAACAUCAAGCUGGACUGAAUUAACAAGUGAGAGAGAACACAAAGGAAGGAAGGUUCUUCUAGAAAGGUGGUGAACAAAAAUAAAACUGGUGAAGUGCUACCAUUUAUUAGGUCAUCCAGAUGUAUAAAAAGAGAAAUGCUGGAAAGAAGAGGAUGGAAGUUUUUGAGAGAGUCAGAAUUUGGCUGCUGCCUGAGGUGGGUGUUCCAGCAGAAAUUAUCACAGAGACCAAACACCAAAAGAAUUAAAUGUAACAAACUAAUCACCAUAUUUCAGAGAGAUUACAAAAAGUAGUUGAGAAUCUUUGCCUAAACAUUAUGUGACAUUGCAUAAAUUCUUGAUAAUCUAAGGAAGAUUGUGAAAAUAUUAUUACUUAAGUCUUCUAGCAUUUAUGUUGCAACAGAAAUCACAACAGAUGGAAAAAAGCCCCAAAAUUAGAAGUUAUAUUUGUGCUAGCUCAACUGUACAGAAAACU
Molecule: messenger RNA, 3260 nt
Organism: Pogoniulus pusillus (Red-fronted tinkerbird)
Lineage: Eukaryota; Metazoa; Chordata; Aves; Piciformes; Lybiidae
Gene: MNS1
Product: meiosis specific nuclear structural 1
Exons: 10
Coding region: 11-1474 (487 amino acids)
Biological process (GO): cilium organization
Cellular component (GO): motile cilium
Source: RefSeq, a predicted model, not a curated record